Molecule: messenger RNA, 625 nt
Organism: Neopelma chrysocephalum (saffron-crested tyrant-manakin)
Lineage: Eukaryota; Metazoa; Chordata; Aves; Passeriformes; Pipridae
Product: diacylglycerol kinase alpha-like
Exons: 7
Biological process (GO): lipid phosphorylation; intracellular signal transduction; diacylglycerol metabolic process
Cellular component (GO): plasma membrane
Molecular function (GO): ATP-dependent diacylglycerol kinase activity
Source: RefSeq, a predicted model, not a curated record
AUGAGGAGUGCCAGCCCCUCGUGCCCCCAGCCUGCGACUGUGGGGUUCUGCGGGACCACGUCCUGCCCCCCCGCCUCCAUCUACCCCGUCCUGCUGGAGAGGCAGGACAGCCAGAGGGACAACGGUGGGACACCGGUGGAGGAGACCCCCCAAGUGUUCACCACCCCUGAGGGGCAGGCGCUGCGGGUCAGCCCCAUCCCUGGCACCCACCCCCUCCUCGUCUUCGUCAACCCCAAGAGUGGAGGGAAACAGGGGGAGAGGGUGCUCCGGAAGUUCCAGUACCUGCUCAACCCCCGGCAGGUUUACAACCUGCAGAAGGGAGGCCCCAUGCCCGGGCUGGAUUUCUUCCGGGACGUGCCGGAUUUUCGCGUCCUGGUGUGCGGGGGGGACGGCACCGUGGGCUGGAUCCUGGACGCCAUCGACAAAGCCAACCUGCCCCGCCGGCCGCCCGUGGCCGUGCUGCCCCUGGGCACCGGGAACGACCUGGCGCGCUGCCUGCGCUGGGGGGGAGGGUACGCGGGGCAGGACCUGGGCAGGAUCCUGUGGGAGCUGAAGAGCAGCACCGUGGUGCAGAUGGACCGGUGGGGGCUGGAGGUGCUGCCCCAGGACCCGGCGGCCGAGGGGG